Messenger RNA from Eurypyga helias (sunbittern), 732 nucleotides. It is a transcript of the gene CCNH, whose product is annotated as cyclin H. The transcript has 7 exons. Gene Ontology annotation, molecular function: cyclin-dependent protein serine/threonine kinase regulator activity. The record is from RefSeq and is a predicted model, not a curated record. Bases 7 to 732 code for a protein of 241 amino acids. Gene Ontology annotation, biological process: regulation of transcription by RNA polymerase II; regulation of cyclin-dependent protein serine/threonine kinase activity; DNA-templated transcription. Lineage: Eukaryota; Metazoa; Chordata; Aves; Eurypygiformes; Eurypygidae. Gene Ontology annotation, cellular component: transcription factor TFIIK complex; nucleus.
GCUUGCAUGUAUUUCAAACGCUUUUACCUCAAUAACUCGGUGAUGGAGUAUCAUCCUCGGAUUAUAAUGCUAACAUGUGCAUUUUUGGCCUGUAAAGUAGAUGAAUUUAAUGUCUCCAGUGCACAAUUUGUUGGCAACCUUCGAGAAAGCCCUCUUGGACAGGAAAAAGCUCUUGAACAGAUACUGGAGUAUGAACUACUGCUUAUUCAGCAACUGAAAUUCCAUCUUAUUGUCCAUAAUCCAUACAGGCCAUUUGAAGGAUUUCUGAUCGAUUUGAAGACUCGUUAUCCAGUGCUGGAGAAUCCUGAAGUUUUGCGGAAAACAGCUGAUGACUUUCUCAAUCGAGUGGCUCUGACGGAUGCGUACCUGCUCUUUACUCCAUCACAGAUAGCUCUCACUGCCAUAUUAUCUAGUGGCUCAAGAGCAGGGAUUAAUAUGGAAAGUUACUUAUCGGAAAGUCUUAUGCUGAAAGAAAAAGGAACAUCCUUAGCCAAGCUGCUAGAUGGCAUGAAAUGCAUGAAAAAUCUCCUGAAGAAGUAUGAACUGCCAAGACCUGAAGAGGUUGCCGCUCUAAAACAGAAAUUAGAGAAGUGUCACAGCUCAGAGCUUUCACUUAAUGCAAACCUGAGGAAGAGGAAAGGCUGUGAAGAUGAGGAAUAUGUCACGAAGAAAUCAAAAAUGGAUGAGGAGGAGUGGACGGAUGAUGAUCUCGUGGACUUAGUGUCGCUCUGA